This is a messenger RNA of Cooperia oncophora, 240 nucleotides long. NCBI's taxonomy places the organism in Eukaryota, Metazoa, Nematoda, Chromadorea, Rhabditida, Trichostrongylidae. The record is from the annotation of a GenBank genome assembly.
AUGCGCUCUUGGUUGGCUGUGCUGAGUAUUCUAUGUAUCGCCUCUCCUGGAAUAUCCGUGAAAUGCGAUGAACGUGAUGCCUCCGAAAGUCCAGGAUACAAGUUGGCAUCAGAAAUGCUCACAAAGAACAUGAAUUUCUCGGUCGAUCCAUGCGAGGAUUUUUUCGAGUUCACUUGUGGCAAAUGGAUCGCCGCUCAUCCGAUUCCUGAUGAUAGGAAUGGUAUACACGAUUGGAUGUAG